AUGCCCCCAAAAGCCGAUUGGGAUAAAUAUGUAGCGCCAAAUGAAGAUGACGAAUCUCAGGAUAAAAUUCAGCCUUUGAGUGAAGGAGAUAUUCAGGUGUUGAAAACAUACGGUGCAGCGCCAUAUGCAUCGUCAUUGAAGGAAAUCGAAAAGGAUUUGAAGACUAUCGAAGAAAGAAUAAAAGAAAACAUUGGUAUUAAAGAAAGUGAUACUGGAUUGGCCGCUCCACAUUUGUGGGAUGUUAUGGGAGAUAAGCAAAGGAUGUCGGAAGAACAGCCUUUGCAAGUUGCAAGAUGUACCAAGAUAAUUGAAGCCACCAAUCCUAAUCCGCAAGCGGGAUUGCUUCAAAAUGCGGAUAAUAAGUCUAAAUAUGUUAUUAAUAUAAAGCAGAUUGCCAAAUUUGUGGUUGGAUUGGGUGAAAGGGUUUCUCCUACGGAUAUAGAAGAAGGUAUGAGAGUUGGUGUGGAUAGACAGAAGUACGAGAUUCAGUUGCCAUUGCCGCCAAGAAUCGAUCCAUCGGUGACCAUGAUGACUGUGGAAGAGAAGCCAGAUGUGACAUACAGCGAUGUAGGAGGGUGCAAAGAUCAAAUUGAAAAAUUAAGGGAAGUUGUUGAGUUGCCAUUAUUGUCACCCGAAAGAUUUGUCAAAUUAGGAAUUGAUCCACCAAAAGGUAUAUUGUUAUAUGGUCCUCCGGGAACAGGUAAGACCUUGUGUGCUAGGGCAGUAGCCAACAGAACCGAUGCCACGUUUAUUAGAGUUAUAGGAUCUGAAUUAGUUCAAAAAUAUGUUGGUGAGGGUGCUAGAAUGGUCAGAGAAUUAUUUGAGAUGGCACGUACUAAAAAAGCAUGUAUCGUAUUCUUUGAUGAAAUUGAUGCCAUUGGAGGUGCCAGAUUCGAUGACGGAGCUGGUGGUGAUAACGAAGUUCAAAGAACCAUGUUGGAAUUGAUCACACAAUUGGAUGGUUUCGAUCCAAGAGGUAACAUUAAAGUUAUGUUUGCCACAAAUAGACCUAAUACGUUGGAUCCUGCAUUAUUAAGACCAGGUAGAAUUGAUCGUAAGGUUGAAUUCUCCUUGCCUGAUUUGGAAGGUCGUGCCAAUAUUUUCAGAAUUCAUUCGAAGACUAUGAGUUGUGAGAAAGAUAUAAGAUGGGAAUUAAUUUCUAGAUUGUGUCCAAAUGCAACCGGUGCAGAAUUAAGGUCUGUUUGUACGGAAGCAGGUAUGUUCGCUAUCAGAGCUAGAAGAAAGGUUGCUAAUGAGAAGGACUUCUUAAAAUCUGUUGAGAAGGUUAUCAAGGGUAAUAUGAAGUUCAGUUCGACCAGUCAAUAUAUGCAAUAUAACUAG
Molecule: messenger RNA, 1341 nt
Organism: Debaryomyces hansenii CBS767
Lineage: Eukaryota; Fungi; Ascomycota; Pichiomycetes; Serinales; Debaryomycetaceae
Gene: RPT1
Product: proteasome regulatory particle base subunit
Exons: 1
Coding region: 1-1341 (446 amino acids)
Biological process (GO): proteasome-mediated ubiquitin-dependent protein catabolic process
Cellular component (GO): proteasome regulatory particle, base subcomplex
Molecular function (GO): ATP binding; proteasome-activating activity; ATP hydrolysis activity
Source: RefSeq, a predicted model, not a curated record